AUCGCGGCGGGGCCGGGGCYGGCUGCGCCAUGGCACCGGAGCGGCCCGGGGAAGAGGGCGGCGAUGCCGCCAGCCCGAGCGCCGCCACAGCCCCCGGCCCGAGGCGUGUCGAGGUUCCCCGGGCCCCUUCCAUCGAGGAGUUCACCAUCGUGAAGCCCAUUAGCCGCGGCGCCUUCGGGAAGGUGUACCUGGGCCGCAAGGCGGACCGGCUCUAUGCCGUGAAGGUGAUGAAAAAAGCAGACAUGAUCAACAAAAAUAUGGUUCACCAGGUGCAGGCAGAGAGGGAUGCRCUGGCUCUCAGUAAAAGUCCUUUCAUUGUGCACUUAUACUAUUCACUUCAGUCAGCAAACAACGUGUAUUUAGUGAUGGAGUACCUUAUUGGUGGAGAUGUCAAAUCCCUUCUCCAUAUUUAUGGAUAUUUUGAUGAAGAAAUGGCUAUUAAGUAUAUUUCUGAAGCAGCAUUGGCUCUUGACUAUCUUCACAGGCAUGGAAUAAUCCACAGGGAUUUGAAGCCGGACAACAUGCUCAUUUCUAAUCAGGGACAUAUAAAGCUGACAGAUUUUGGGCUUUCCAGAGUUACUCUGAAUAGAGAGAUAAAUAUGCUAGAUAUCCUUACUACUCCAUCAAUGGCAAAGCCAAAACAAGACUACUCACGUACUCCAGGACAGUUGUUGUCUCUUAUCAGUUCUCUGGGCUUUUAUACUCCUCCUGUUAGAGUGAAAGUGCCAGGGCACAAUUCAAGUAAAUCGUCUGACAGUCUGCAUGGCAUGGUUUCUCCUGUACCUGUGGCCCAAAAGGAAAAUACCCCUCUUUCAACUAAAUUAUUCAAAACACAUCUUGAUAAUUCUCAAUUAACACCUGUGAUGCCAGCGAGAAGUUUAACUCCUACUCUACUUCAGUCAAGAAAAAGGUUUGGUAGCUCCAGUGUCAGUAGUCAGUCUCACACACGCCYGUCCAGUGUGGAAUCAGAAAGCUGCAGCAGCCCCAGGUGGGAGAAAGAUGUAGAGCAAAGUGAAGAUGCACCUCGUUCUACAACAUGCAAAACCAGUAACAGUGGAUCAGCUCUCCUUUUGAAUGUUGAGUUGCCAAAUAGGAAAGGUACUGAAGUUUUAAAGACAAAAGAACUUGAGUCUGCCAUUUCUCCCAUUGUCAGCAAUGAUUCUGGCAGUAGGCGGAAGCUGGGAAGUGAACAUUUGGAUAUAGCAGAUACUCCUGUGAGCACUCUGGRUGUGAAAGGCAUAGUGAGAAAAUGUAUUUCGGAAAAUAAGAUUUGGAAAGAAAAAGUCAUUGUAAAUAAAAGAGAUGUGACUAAUGAAACAGCAGAGACUUCCAGUCUACAACAGUCACCUUCAAGGCAGAAUGAGCCUGUCAAAGAGGAAGAAAUGUUUGAAAAGCCAGGUGUAAAAAGAAGCUUUGAAUCAGUUGACACUAGUCCUUGUCAGGAACUUAACUAUGUUAAAAAAAGUAAUGCAGAAUAUAAACGUGGCUGUCAGAUCACAGAAUUUCCAGCAAACAAAGGGACAGGUUUGACAACAGAAAUUCAAUCCUUAAUGCUCUGUAAUGACGGAUGCCUAUGUGACACCUGCAAAAGCAAGGAAGAAGUUAAGAGUUCUAUUAGUAACCUGGAAACUGAAAGAUUGCUUACUCCAACUAUAGCCAAAAAUCUUAUGUGUGAUCUGGAGGCAGACUGUGGAAAGGAUGAUGAAAAGGAGUACAUGAACUCAAGUUUUUUAGGCAUUGAAGAUGAAAAACCUUUAGGAGUCUUCAGUGCAGAUUCUGAUUUACUUCCUGAAAUCUCUGUUACAGAAAGCCAUCUAGAAAAGCAGCUUUUAGAUUUGGACAAAAGUGUUAAAGACCUCUCUUUUGAGGAACCAAAACCUGAAGAUGUGCUAAUAACAUCACCAGAGUCCCAAGAUGCCACACAAAAUGGAGAGAAAGYACAUACAGUCCAGGACUUUGGGCCAUUACAUCAGAAAAAGGAUAAUGRCCAGAAACAYGYGGAAGAAACUUGCCUUGGCACAGUWGCUUCUCCUUCAGAAAAGAUGAUGGAAGCACUGAGUCUCUUAAAAAAAAAUGCUGUUGUUUUUCGAAGUUACAAUAGUCCAAUCAAUGUAUCCAAUGCAUCUGACCCAUGUAGCAUGGCUUCUUUAGAAAUAAUGGAUCUUUCACCUGCUUGCAGUGGCUCCUAUCCAACAGCUAUCACUCCAUUACAGAAAGGAAGACCAUAUCAGUGCUACCAGACCCCUCAUCGGAURGAUGCUGGCACACCAUAUAGGACUCCAAAGAGUGUUAGAAGAGGAGCUGCCCCUGUAGAAGGUGAACGCAUCCUGGGGACCCCAGACUACCUGGCACCUGAGCUGCUUUUGACACAGCCUCAUGGUUCUGCUGUAGACUGGUGGGCCCUUGGAGUUUGUUUAUUUGAAUUUCUAACUGGAAUUCCACCUUUUAAUGAUGAAACACCAACACAGGUCUUCCAAAAUAUUUUGAAAAGAGAUAUUCCCUGGCCUGAGGGUGAAGAAAAGCUGUCUGAUAAUGCCCAAAAUGCAAUAGAUAUUCUUCUAACCGUUGACACUACUAAGAGAGCUGGACUGAAGGAACUGAAGCAUCACCCCCUCUUUCACGGGGUGGACUGGGAUAAUCUCCAGAAUCAGACUAUGCCGUUUAUACCUCAGCCGGAUGAUGAGACUGAUACCUCUUACUUUGAUGCUAGAAACAAUGCUCAGCACCUGACUGUGUCUGGAUUUAGCUUAUAGCAUCAAGAUAAGUGAACAUUUUCCAUGGUUUUGCACAUUUACAGGUUGUUUUGUAACCCUAGUUUGGUCUUGACUAAGUUUCCUUGCCAAAUUUAGUGUGUUUCAAGUUACCAGUCUGUUUUUAUUAUAGUCUCCUUUAUUCCAAAGUGAAACUACUGUAUGGAACUGGCAUCAAGGGCCUUCAUGCUGCUUUUUCUCUCACUGCACCUUACUAAGAGUAUUGCAUUUCUUGGAGCUAAUAACUCUUGGCAGUAAUGGGGCUUUUAAAUAGCAAUUAAUUAUUCCCAUUACUAAGUGUGGCGUUAUUUCCCAGCUAAACUAAUAUGGAAAGGAUAUUAAUUAUUUCUAAUUGUAUUUAAUUAAUAACUAACCUAUUGGUGGUUCAAKGUGGUGACAGGCUGGGUUGAGAGCAGUCCUUUCUGACCAGUGUGAAUAUAUAUCCACUGUGCAAAAAUGGUCAUUUCUAUUCAAGGUGUAAAAUUGAAAUCUCAAUGCAACAUUGAAAUGUCUUGUCUUCUGUUUUUCUUAUUCCCAAGAAGGGAUGAGAACAUGCAAUGGUGUUCCRAGUUAACUCAGCUAGAAGUGGCAUGAGAGAUGGGCAGUAGUUCCUCUGGUUAUUAUCUGUUCUUAGAGAGAAAUGGGGCAGUGAAUGGAUACUUGAGGCAAGUCUGUUAAACAAGUGCUCUGCUCAAAUUGUUGCAUUGUAGCCACUUGGGCUGUAGGAAGCUGGACUGGACAUACAUUUUGGCAGUUACUGGUUUUAUACAGAAAAUGCCCAGUGUGUGUGUGUUCACUUGUCAAAUGACAAGUGACAGGUGCUUUUUUUUUUUUUUCUAACAAGUAGUAUUCAUACUGAAGCUGCCAAAUGUGAAAGACCAUAAUGUAUUGCAGAUUAAUGGAUUGUUCUGUAAAUUCACAGCCAGAGCUUGGAUUUUGACUAGAAUAUAAGGUAGAAGUGUAUAUUCUGUAUUAUAAAUCUGAAUUAGUGGGAAGUAUAUUUAAAUUUAUCUUUAAAUGCAAUACAAAACUUGUGUCUGCUAGGUUUUAGAGGAUUAUUUGUAGAUAUUCCUGUUUAAAUAAUCUUUGGUAUUUUUCUUGCAUAAGUAUCUUUCUCUAACUUAAAGAAGAUUUUAAUUUUUCAGGUUUCUGCUUGUUAGAUAAAGAUCAUUUGUGCUAGAUGGUAUUGGCAGCCAAGGGCCAYGUGCCAGAAGCCAUUUUGCCAGUGAUUUUUGCCAAAUGGCUUUUGGUUUCAUGAACCGACCCCUUUUUAUAGUAGUAGUGAGAUGUCCCUUCAUUACCCUGCUUCCUGGAAGACAAGAUUUAUUGAUGGAAUUCUGAGCAGAUAAUGUCUGGUAGGCUUCCUGCUAUUCCCUCAGGUUGCUCAGAAAGGAAUGAGAAUGGUGAAGAAAAUGGAAUUUCGCUAUAAAGAUCUCAAGAGAGCUGAUUCUUAAUAGCCCAGAAUAACCAAUCUCAGCUCUAGGUGUGAUAAACAUGUGAAGCAGAAUCUUGGCAAAUUGCAGAACAUACAGUGCAUCUCCUUUGAUAAGAAUGGCUGUUCCAGAAAACUUCUGAAUUGUUCAGUCUCAUUGAAAUUGUUACAUGGAAAAGGURCAAAUAAAUGAAUGCACUACUGAAGCAGUAUUCAUAGUCAACAUUCUCUGGUGAUUUUCCUGUGUGCAGUUAGAAUAUAUAAACUAGGGUAGGAGGGUUCCUUAAYCACUGGUAUUUUAUGCAAUUUAUUCUUCCAUUUCUAGUAAUGUGGUUUAAGAAAGCAUGCUUUACAAGAAUUAAAUAUUGAUUACAUGUUUAAGAAAUAAUAUAAACURAACACCUACAGUAGGUCUUUGUAUUCAGUGCUUCAGUGCUUUACAAAUGCUUUACCUGUUCCCAUUGGGCAUUGUAACACAUUCCCGUCCUGUCAAGGUGGAAGAAAUUUGUUGCAGUGGUAUAAUCUUGUCUAACCCCUUGAAAUAAUWCUUAACUGUCCACAAGGGCCAAGUAAUCUUCUAUAAAAGCCUUAUUCURAAAGAAAAUUGUGGUCUUUCUACCAGUUGAUUAAUGCAAUACAAAAMCASAGAAUCUGUAGAACAGUAAAYG
Messenger RNA from Malurus melanocephalus (red-backed fairy wren), 4850 nucleotides. It is a transcript of the gene MASTL, whose product is annotated as microtubule associated serine/threonine kinase like. Bases 30 to 2753 code for a protein of 907 amino acids. Gene Ontology annotation, biological process: peptidyl-serine phosphorylation; intracellular signal transduction. The record is from RefSeq and is a predicted model, not a curated record. Gene Ontology annotation, molecular function: ATP binding; protein serine/threonine kinase activity. The transcript is spliced from 12 exons. Gene Ontology annotation, cellular component: nucleus. NCBI's taxonomy places the organism in Eukaryota, Metazoa, Chordata, Aves, Passeriformes, Maluridae.